Miscanthus lutarioriparius is the source of this 1098-nucleotide messenger RNA. Lineage: Eukaryota; Viridiplantae; Streptophyta; Magnoliopsida; Poales; Poaceae. The record is from the annotation of a GenBank genome assembly.
AUGAGUCCGGCGGUUCGGGUGGGGAACCCGCGCGGGCCCGGUCCGGGCGCCGCGGUGGUGGCGGAGGAGGAGGAGGAGGCGGCGGCGGUCGCGUGGCGGGAGCUGCGCGGCAAGGCCGCGGAGUUCGCGGCCGCGGCCGAGGAACGGGUGACCCUGGCCCGCCGCAUCGAGGCCGCGCUCCAGGUAAGGAGGGAGGCACUGCGACAGGCGGAGGAACUGGACGAGCUGAGGCGGCGGGUGGACCUCCAGCAAGCGCGUCUGGAGGCGGGCGUCGUCGGCCGGAGGCGGGCGCUCGAGGGCGUGGAGCGGGGGAAGGAGCGGCUGCAGGAGCAGAUCGAGCGGGUGCUGCCGCUGUCGAGGGCCCUCACCGCCGCGCACCAUCGAUUGCAGGAAGCCAAGGAGGCGUUGUCGGGAGACAAAUUCAGACUUAAGGAUCUGCACAGGCUGCUUAGGACGAGGCAGCAGUGCAUGGUUAGCCAGGUUGCUGGUUUGUACCCUGUGAAAGUCUUCCAUGAUCUUCCAAGACAUGUGGAAAACCCUUGUGCUGAUACUAAUGGGGAGCAUGGAACACUUCCAGAGGAAAAUGGAACGUUUUCAGGUGGAAACGGAACACAUUUACCCACCAUUCUCAAAUCUCCACAAGCACAUGUCUGGACAUUUUUUGGCUGGGACAUUAUGAAGCAUAAAAUGAAGCAAAAAAGUUACAGGAACAAGGAGCUUCAGAGGUCCGCAGCUGUUCUGGGAUAUGCAACACAUGCAGUCUUGCUCAUAGCUUGCUAUCUUGAUGUUCCCCUCCGAUAUCCCUUGCGCUUUGGAGGAUCCCGAUCUUAUGUGAGCGAUCGCUUGCCUUCAGCUGAUACAGCAUCGGCUGCUUUAGCAAGUACCAGGAACAUCGAAUCAGAACGAACAGAGUACCCCCUUUUCCUGGAAUGCCAAGAAGACGACUCCACUAGUGCCUCCUAUGCCAUUUAUUUGUUGCACAAGGAUAAGGAGCAACUUGUGAACUAUGUUGGAGCAGAGAGCUGUGGAAGGCACGUGUUUGGUAACCUGCGAGAACUUCUUAGGAUCAUACAGUCUGAUGAGUUUGUGUACAGAUGA